Molecule: messenger RNA, 1516 nt
Organism: Populus euphratica (Euphrates poplar)
Lineage: Eukaryota; Viridiplantae; Streptophyta; Magnoliopsida; Malpighiales; Salicaceae
Product: DNA/RNA-binding protein Kin17, conserved region
Exons: 2
Coding region: 152-1357 (401 amino acids)
Biological process (GO): DNA replication; DNA damage response
Cellular component (GO): nucleus
Molecular function (GO): double-stranded DNA binding
Source: RefSeq, a predicted model, not a curated record
AGUUAACUUCCGCGUUCUAAAAAUCCUAAGCCCGGUCGGUUUCUUUUUAUCAACCUUGCUUCUUCUUCUUGCCCCCCCAAUAUUAUUCGCUUUUAGAUUUAGAGGUAAUUCUCUAAUUCCGAUUGCAAUUCAAUUUAUCAAACCCUAAAAAAUGGGUAAGAACGAUUUCCUCACACCGAAAGCAAUCGCGAAUCGAAUCAAAGCGAAAGGUCUUCAAAAACUCCGAUGGUACUGUCAAAUGUGUCAGAAACAAUGUCGAGACGAGAACGGUUUCAAGUGCCACUGUAUGAGCGAGAGCCACCAGCGGCAAAUGCAAGUCUUCGGUCAAAACCCUAACAGAAUCAUCGACGGCUACUCUGAAGAAUUCGAAAACGAAUUCCUUGACAUGAUGAAACGGAGCCAUAGGUUUUCUCGUGUCGCGGCGACCGUGGUUUAUAAUGAGUAUAUUCAUGAUAGGCAUCAUAUUCAUAUGAACUCGACGCAGUGGGCGACGUUGACGGAAUUUGUCAAGUAUCUUGGGAGAACUGGAAAGUGUAAAGUUGAGGAAACGCCCAAAGGGUGGUUCAUUACUUAUAUUGAUAGGGACUCAGAGACGAUUUUCAAGGAGAGCAUGAAGAAUAAGAGAGUUAGAGCGGAUUUGGCCGAAGAGGAGAAGCAAGAGAGGGAGAUUAAGAAGCAGAUCGAGAAGGCUGGAGAGUUGUUUACUGUUAACAAUGAUGGUGUGGAGAGAGGUGAUGUAGAAAAUGGUGAAGUGCGGCCAGCCAAGGAGUUGAAAUUGGACAGUGGUGUGAAGGUUGGUUUCGCGCUUGGUUUGAAGAGUAAUAAUGUUGGGAAAGAUAGAGGGGAGAGUUCUAGUUCUAGACUGGUUUUUGAGGAAGUUGAGGACAAGGAGAGGAAGACGGGGAGAAGUAAGGAAAGUAGCAAUGGAGGUAAAAGUGGGAAAUCAGCAUUGGAGGAGUUGAUGAAAGAGGAAGAGAAGGCCAAGGAAAGGAGUAACAGGAAGGAUUAUUGGUUAUUCGAAGGUAUUAUUGUUAAGGUAAUGAGUAAAGCUUUGGCAGAGAAAGGGUAUUAUAAGCAGAAAGGGGUAGUGAGGAAAGUGAUUGAUAAGUAUGUUGCUGAAAUUGAGAUGCUUGAGAGUAAGCAUAAGUUGAGGGUCGAUCAGGAAGAGCUCGAGACUGUGAUACCGCAGAUUGGGGGUUUAGUGAAAAUAGUGAAUGGGGCGUAUAGAGGUUCCAAUGCCAGGUUGUUGGGAGUGGAUACAGAGAAGUUUUGUGCCAAGGUGCAGAUAGAGAAGGGAAUUUAUGAUGGGAGAGUGCUCAAGGCUGUUGAAUAUGAGGAUAUUUGCAAACUUGCGUAGUGAAUUGUUCAAUUUUUUUAUUUGAGUUGUGGAAUUGCUCUUGUAGUUUUCCAUCUAUUGAUCUCGUGGAACAUGUAACGUAUCUUUUCAUGAUUAAUUAAUGACUUUGGAAAGUUGUUUAUCCGCAAGCUUUUCUUUAGUGUUCACAUUCUCCCCAAA